Heteronotia binoei (common prickly gecko) is the source of this 1373-nucleotide messenger RNA. It is a transcript of the gene KTI12, whose product is annotated as KTI12 chromatin associated homolog. NCBI's taxonomy places the organism in Eukaryota, Metazoa, Chordata, Lepidosauria, Squamata, Gekkonidae. The record is from RefSeq and is a predicted model, not a curated record. The coding region runs from base 129 to 908 and encodes 259 amino acids. The transcript has a single exon.
CCUUCCGUUAGUGACUCCUUUGCGCUCCAACAACGUUGCUUCGCCACUUUUCCGCCCUGCUCACUUUCUCUUCUACGGAAGAGGCGGUGACUUGCGCUGCCUGUGUCUGCUCCGCUCUGGACUGAGCCAUGCCGCUGAUAAUGUUGUGUGGGCUGCCGGGGAGCGGGAAGAGCAGGCGGGCUGAAGAGCUGCGGGCGGCACUGAGCGCCGACGAGGAAGGUGGCGAGCGGCGGGUUUUCGUGGUGGCCGAAGCAGAGGCGGCGGCAGGGGGAAGCGGCGGCAGGACUGCAUUACGAGCGGAGGCAGAGCGGUUGCUGAGCCGGCGGGAGGUGGUGAUCAUAGACGCGGGCAAUGAGCUGAAAAGCUUCCGCUACGAGCUUUACUGCCUCAGCAAGCACGCGGGAACCCCGCACUGCCUAGUCUUGUGUCCCGGAGGCGCUCCGUGCUCCGACCGGCCUCCCUUGGAGUCACCAGACUCGCGCAACCGAUGGGACUGGCCUCUCUUCACGGCGCCUGAGGACCUCUCGGAGCCGCUUCCGCUGUCUGAGAUUCGCGCCGCCCUCUUUGUGCGCCGCCCGCCUCCCCCCAACAAGUCUACGCGCUCCCAGCCCCUCCAAACCGCCAGUUUUCUCCACCAACUCGACCGCCUCACCCAGGACAUAGUGGCCGCCCUCGUGGCUGCGCAGAGGAACGGCGUCGAACCCGGUCAGUUCAUCCCGUUGGACGUGGACGGGCUAGGCCAAGAAUCUCAGGGGUUGCUACUCAGCCGGCCUGUCAGUCUCCCUGAGCUAAGCAGGCUCCGCAGACAAUUUCUUAGCUAUGCCAAGAUGCAUCCUGGAGAAGGAGAAGAGAAUCUGCCCCAGCUGGGCAGCAUGUUCUUACAGUACUUGAGCAGCAACUUGCAGUGAUGGGGCUGGAACCUUUUUCUUGUCCCUAGGAUCCUGGGGCUAGGCCUGUUCUGUUUGGCCUGUUACUUUUUCUUUCACGUGGCCUGCCACUUCCCUGUACAAGUAUGAACAUACUUGGUUUAUCCACAUGGUAUGGAGCCUUUCAUCAGCUAGCAACCCAAACCACAAGCACAAAUCAGUGGAUUAUCAGCUUCUUCGUAAACUGCUGCACUGGAUUAAUGAGUGAAGUGACCUAAAGGAGAAUGGCCACUGUACUCUGUCAGUAACAGUCUGUAGCAGAUAGCUAGACAUAUCUAAAUAUAAGUGCUGCUUGUCUCCCCCACGCUUUUUAAUUAUUUUUGGCUUGAUUGAUAUUUGUAACUGAUUUAUGAUUGCAAUUGAGAAGCAUGUAGAUGAUUACUGGAGAGUUUGGUAAAUCACUGCAUUGAGCUCAGUGGUUUGAAAUACAUACUAGAAAGAAGCACA